AUGAAAAUUAUAUUAAUACUGGUUUUGGUAUUGGUUGUAUCAAUAAAUGCAUUAAAUAAUCAGUUUUUACAUAUUAGUGAUGUACAUUACAGUAGCGCAAUGAAUUCUUUAUUAUAUAAUGCCUCAGUAAUGUGUAUUGGACCAACAGUUACAAAAGAAUUUGAUCACAAAGAACAUGAAGAUUUAAUUGAAGACACAGAAAGAUUAAAUUUACCAACAAAUGGUUUAUAUGGAAGAUAUGGUUGUGAUACUAAUCAAUUAUUAUUAAGUGAAGUAAUUUCAGAAAUGUUAAACGUUAAUUCAAAUCCAGAUUUUAUUAUAUAUACUGGUGAUGGUGCAGGUCAUGGUUUACCAAAUGGACCAUGGAGUGAAUCACAAUCAACUUUAGCGAAAUCAUUGUAUGGAGCAUAUCCAAAUACACAAUUUAUUCCUACCAUUGGUAAUAAUGAUGUAUUUCCAGAUUACAAUUCACAAUGUAAUGAUUCAAAUUUACAAUUCUUAUAUGAAACAUGGGCUCAAUGGAUACCAACCAAUCAAGUAUCAUCAUUCCUUUAUAGAGGUUCAUUUGUUGUUUCACCAGUUUCAGGUUUAACGAUUAUCUCUUUAAAUACAAUUCUCUAUUCUGUAAAAAAUAAAAAUACAUUUUCAACUCCACAAGAUCCAUGUGGUCAAUUUGCUUGGUUAGAACAACAAUUAAUUGCUGCUAAACAAGCUGGUAAUUCUGUUUAUAUAAUUGGACAUAUAUUCCCAGGAUUAGAUCCAUUCUAUUUACAAGGAACAUGGAAAUCUCAAUAUCAAACAGCAUUUUUUAAUAUAACAUCAGAUUAUCAAACAACUAUUACAGCAGGAUUUUUUGGACAUAUUCAUAGGGAUGAAAUUAGAUCAAUUCAAUUUGAUAAUCCAAGUUUAACAAACAAUCAUUACUUCCCAAUGUUUAUUGGAUCGUCGAUCACUCCAGUUUAUUUCAACAAUCCAACCUUUAAACAAUUUACAUAUGAUAGUCAAUCAAAGAAUAUCACUGAUAUCACUGCCUACUUUUCAGAUGUUUACAUUUCAAAUUUAAAAGGUCAUAUGAAUUGGACUGAAGAGUAUGACUUCGUUUCAAUCUAUGACAUUGAUAAUCAAUAUGGUAUUGGUGGUGAUCAAUUAAAUUCCUUAAUGGAGAGAAUGGUCUCUUCAAAUUCAAUCUUUAAUAAUUAUGAUAACUUUAGAUCUGGUUCAUAUUUAUCCGAUUCUCCUUCCAUGACUUGUUUAAUUAAUGCUGCAACUAUUGAUGAAUUAAAUGCUUGUACAUAUAUUGCAGCAAAUGUUGCUUAA
This is a messenger RNA of Dictyostelium discoideum AX4, 1317 nucleotides long. RefSeq lists its product as hypothetical. The record is from RefSeq and is a predicted model, not a curated record. Gene Ontology annotation, cellular component: extracellular region. Bases 1 to 1317 code for a protein of 438 amino acids. The transcript is spliced from 5 exons. NCBI's taxonomy places the organism in Eukaryota, Evosea, Eumycetozoa, Dictyosteliales, Dictyosteliaceae. Gene Ontology annotation, molecular function: hydrolase activity.